GACCCUUUAAUUCACUCCCAGAACACGCAGACGACUUGAGCUUGAAGGAUCAUGGGUAUGAAGAAGGGAGGGGUGAAUAAUGAUACGACGACUUGAUACAUUUAAGUCUGAAGGAUCAACAUAGGUACGCUGGAGCAGAGGAGGGGAGGUGAAAAUAAAAGAUGAAAACACACGACUUCUGAUAAAACAAUAUGAUAAACCUUCAAGUUGUCCUGGUGUAAGAAGAGCAAUUCAUCUUCUUGUUCACGCCUGCAAGUAUUUUCAUCGAUUACGGGAGAAAUUGCGCGAGAGCAUGCAAGGCUUUCUGCUCAUCGAGGAGUUUCGCCUACAUGGAAAUGCGAGUCAACGACCGUCUGUGCAGUUGACGACAUCACUUACAACGCAUUGUAAGAUCCAAAUAAGAGCAAUCAAAACCCAUCUCCAUGCCGAACGUAUAUCUCCUCCUCUAGCGACCAUUGCAGAAAGCAUUAGUACUACAAAUGGUGGCGCGAGUAGCACUAGUAGCGGUGCAGCUUCAAGUUCAACUGAGACGCAAGCAGCUGGUUCAGCAUCUUCUACAUCCCCUGGUAGCGCAACAGCGAAUUUUAGUGGUACUUCAAGUUCUAGUCCAGGUGGCACUUCAAGUUUUACUGGAGAGAAACAACAACAAGCUUCGUCAGAACCAACAUUGGCGCAAGUCGACCAAGUUGUCGCCUUGUGGUUGCAAGAGCUCAAUGAGCAUGCCCAGAGCGACGAGAAGAUUUCGCUGAUGGAUUUCAUCACGUUUGGGUACCAAAAGUGGAAGAUCCGGCUUGAGCACAUUUACCGUCAAUGUAGGGAGAUUCAAGGAUCAUCGAGUAGUUUCCAUAACAGGAAUAGAGGCUCGGUGGAACCAGGAGAGUCCGUGCCAUCAUUGGAGGAGCAAGAAGCGAUCCGACAGUUUUUGGAAGGGAUUCCACUCUUUGCGAGGAUGACACAAUCAAUGUCCGAGGAGAAUGGUGCACGCCAAUCUUUUCUCAGUUGCAUUCGAAAACAACAUUUCCACCUGGAAGCGAGGUCUUCCGCCAAUCGGAAAAAGGAAACGAAUUUUACAUUGUCCAAUCCGGGGUAGCGCAAGUGAAGAGAACUUUCUGAAGGUGGGGGAUAAAGUCCGGAAUAUCAAAGAAGUACAUUUUGGCGGUCGCAAAGUUCCCGUUGGUUCUCUUGCUGUCGUGGACAAGUUCGGCCGGCAACUUGAGUAUCCUUACACGAUCCGUACAGUCGAGACUGGCCAACGAGGCAGAAUUCUCGCUUCGGAGGUUGAGCUCCUCCAAGGUCCUCCGCAGGACGAAUUCAUCGCCACUCUCCGCAAACAAGAGUACUUUGGCGAACAAGUGAUUGCGAAGAACUGCCUCCGAACAGCGACUUUGAGGGUGCCAGAGUCUUGUCCGGAUGGCGGCUUGUCCGUGUUGGUGAUUCACCGAGACAAGCUUAAACAGUUUGGGAGAGGAGAAAAAUUGCAAUUCGUAAGGAGGAAGGCGAUGCGAGCAGCCUAUCGAAAGAGCGGACAGAGUGAUGGCGAAAGAGUCAACGUUGGCGAAGAGCGCGUGGAAAAAACCAAGGAGCAGAUCGAUUUAAGCAAGCGUGCGAUUCGAGGCAAUCCAAAUCUGACGCAAUUUGUCCAGAUGAACGAAGACCAAUUGGAUAGCUUGGCAAGAAGCGCAUUGUUGAAAAGGGGGAAGCCCGGAGAGCAAAUUAUCAAGGAGGGGGUAAUGUUCGCGGACCGCUUCUACGUUAUCCAGAGUGGCUCUUUUUGCUUGGAGAAAAAUGAAAAAAGAGUAGGCUCCUCUGCAGGACCAGAAUGCUCGUUUGGCGAACUAGCUCUGUUGUAUCACGUUCCCACAGCGGCGUCAGUGUUUUGCGAAGAGACUGCUGGGCAGCGCGCUGACAGUUCAUCCGCGGCUAGUGCAGCCACAGCCCCAACUGAGAGAGGCGGGGAAAACACUGCUGUUGCUGUUGCUUCUAGUUCAGAACAGACUGAUUCUUCUUCGUCAGCAGUUGCAGGUCCAACGGCAGCCGCCAGUAAUACGUCAUCCACUAGCAACCAGAACCAAGAUGUCCAGGCACUUGAAAGCACUGCCAGGGAGCAACAAGGCGGCGGACGUCUGUGGGUUAUCUCGAGGUCUGCUUUCAAGCGCGAACUAGUCGGCGGCAAUGACGAGAAGGUGAACGAGUAUGUGGAAUUCAUUUCCAGCAUCGAGACCUUCCAUUGUCUCCUUUCAUCUGAGAAACAGCGCAUGGCGGAGUCUUUGGUGGAGUUGACUUUUGAGAACGGCAAGGCGAUCACCCGAGAAGGCGACAAAGGCGAAUUCUUCUACAUACUGAAGCAAGGUUGUUUGCGAAUUAUUCAAUCGGAACUGCCACCUGAGUCAGUGCAAGACGGACUGCCACUGCCAAGUGCGGUUCUUGAGAAUGCAGCAAACGCGGCAUCUAGUGGUAGUGCAGCUGCUGGCGGUGAUGGUGCUGUUGCAGGUAACACUGAUGGAGCUAGUGCAACGAAUGGAGCAAGUACAGCACAAGCGGCUCAAACCACUGCCGCCUCUAGCACACCAGCAUCGGCGGGUGAAGCUGCAGCACCUCCUGCUGCUAGUGCAACACCAGAGUAA
Messenger RNA from Amoebophrya sp. A25, 2624 nucleotides. The record is from the annotation of a GenBank genome assembly. Lineage: Eukaryota; Dinophyceae; Syndiniales; Amoebophryaceae.